AUGCAGAAUCAGUCUCACGUUAGCCAAACCUCCUUCAACUCGCACUCCUCCAUCCAGUCCACCUCGACCACUCGCUCUAGAGACACCGCCGCUUCUGCCACCACUCUCGUCUCCCCCGCCUCCUCAUCUGCCACCUUGGUGAACAAUGGCGGUCCUGUCGAGGCUGCCAAUAAUGUUCUCAACAAAAGGGGGGACAAGGAGCUAUCGCUCUUCCAGAUGUGUCUGACCCAGAGGCAGCGGCUCGCAACUGUUCCUGGGAUCGAGGAGAUCCUCUUGGCCGAAGAAAGCAGCGCUGACGAUGACACUGACCCUGCGACGCUGUUAUGGAGGACGUACAGAAAGGGCUAUCCGCUGAUGGAAAUAUACAACGCCAUGAACCCCGCUGUGCGCCUCGAGAUAGAUCCUGUCAAAGUCCCAAACCCGGCGAGAAGACCACACGCCGCGACCUCCAAAUUCGUGACUGCCUGUAUCACAGAGUUAAAGUUUGGCUUGGAAGACCGGUUCAUAAUCGCAGAUCUAUAUGGUGACGAUACCACAGGCUUCGUCAAGGUUGUAAGAGUUGUCAACAAGGUCUUGGACGUCCUUGAGCAAAAGGGUAUAAUAUUGCCACCUGAAGCGAUAGGAGACGAUGGAAAUGCGCCGUUGACGGCGAAGCGCACACAGAGAGAGCACAUUAUUGACGAGCUGGUCAAGACUGAGCGCACGUAUGUGCAACAUCUGGAACUACUUCAGGCUUUCAGAACACUGGUCGAAGAACGUGGUGUGAUUACCGGCGAUGCUAUUCACGACAUAUUCUUAAACCUGAAUGCACUUCUUGAUUUUCAGCGCCGAUUUCUGAUCCGUGUGGAGCAGACCAAUGCCAUGCCUCCAGCCGAUCAGAACUGGGGCAGAUUGUUCGUACUGUACAAGGACGCAUUUCGAGUGUAUGAGCCUUAUAUCGCCAACCAGAAAAGAUGCGAAGAAGUCGCGAUGAAGGAAUAUGACAAACUGCGAGAGGCUGGAGGUCCACCAGAGCUGCGACAGAUUGCCGAAUCCCCCACAAAUCUAACAGCUUUUCUGCUCAAGCCAUUCCAGAGACUGUCAAAGUACCCUCUGCUCCUCCGAGAACUCCGUAACAAGGGCGAUAUGGACGACGCAAGGAAAGCAGAAAUCACUAAUGGUAUCGAAGCUGCCGAGACUGUACUGCAGGCCACCAACGAGGCCAUAGACUACGAGGAGCGCAAGGAAGCCGUGGAAGAGCUGAAGAGACUGGUCGAGGACUGGAAAGGCCACAAGAUCGAAGUCUUUGGCGAGCUCUUGCUCCAUGGCACUCACACUGUAUUGAAAGGAGACAGUAUCAAUUCGAAAGACGGCGAACGAGAGUAUCGAGUCUAUCUUUUCGAACUAAUCCUGCUCUGCUGUAAGGAGAUAAAGCCGAAGCAGCAAAAGAAUAUCAUGAACAACCGCAGCACGAUAGACCGGAAAGGGAAAGGGAAGCUUCAGUUGAAGGGCCGCAUUUUCAUGCAAAACGUAACGGAGACGAUAUCGAUUGGGAAGCCAGGCUCGUACACUUGUCAGAUUUUUUGGAAAGGCGAUCCUGGCAUUGAAAACUUUGUUGUCAGAUUCUCGACCGAGGAGCAGAUGAAGAAAUGGGCAGCCCAGGUCGACAAACAGAGAAGGCUCUGGCGUGAUUAUGCGCGGAAUAGCAAUCCUCGGGCAGUGCCAGCAGCGAUAUCAGCGACAGAAUUCACAUACAUGAGAGAUCAUCAGAUGGAAAACCCCUACCAACAGAACGACGAUGAUGAUGACGACGAAGACGAAGAACCAGAAAGCUCUUUCCCACAGUCAGAAUACUCGAUGAGUCGCAACGGGUCCAGCACCAGUCUUCGUUCUCGAUCUACGACUGGCGAAAGUGGACCUCCUAUGGGAUCUGCGGACCCCCGACUUCCCCCAGCGAGGUUCCCGAAUCCGAUCCCCACUCAGCAGCCGUCUCUGACACUGCGGACGCAACAACUCCAGAAUGCGGCAGCAUCAGCAGCCGCCGCAGCAGUGGCACAGGACUCGUACUUUUCACCAGUCGCAGAGACGCCUGCGUCAUCACGCACCAGUUCGUCCUCUGCAGGAAUGUUCCCGUUUCCUCGUCAGGGGACACCUGGAGGUGGUUACUAUACAGAGCACAAUCGAUACACUGCCCCAGCGCCGGGUGGCAUGGCUCGAGAAGCACGCAGUAACAUGCAGAAUAGACCUUCACUGCCAGUCACACAAUCACAGCAGGCGAGGUUCCGAUCAGCUAGUAGCCCCGACAUCCAGAAUGCUGCUCGACGCCCCAUUGAGCAAGCACCACCGGUACCACCGUUUCCCACACACGAGCACUAUCAACGUCAACUCAUGAUCAACCGGAGCCAAAGCAAUUCACCGAACCAGCCUACCAGUCAUCCUUCGAAUCCUGCCAGGACACAAUCGCCUGGUAUGACAACAGCGCGCGCUGGUCCUGGGAUGCCCUUUGGACGAGGACCAGGUAUGGGGCCGGGGACGACGGGCUUCUCUCACGGAUCAACUCCACCACCACCGAUGCCGACACCGACGCCUCAGCCCUUGGAUGACGCCCCCAUCUCUCUCAAGGUCAAGGUUCACUGUCCCGGUGGCACGAGCCUGACACUGGUUGCAUUUACCAACAUCACUUUCCAAUCACUAAAAGACCGUAUCGAUGCGAAGCUCCAGAGAUCUACCAAACUAUCUCUUACGUCUGGCGACGUCACGCUCAAGUUCCUGGACGAUGGCGAUUACGUCAGCAUACACUGUGACGAGGACGUACAGACAGCAUUUGAGACGUGGCGGGAGCAGCAUCAGCAGGCACAAAUAAUGGCAGGGCAGUCACCCGAGAUUGACCUUUUCUGCCAAUAA
Pseudovirgaria hyperparasitica is the source of this 2883-nucleotide messenger RNA. RefSeq lists its product as uncharacterized. The transcript has 3 exons. Gene Ontology annotation, biological process: establishment of cell polarity; septin ring organization. Lineage: Eukaryota; Fungi; Ascomycota; Dothideomycetes; Acrospermales; Acrospermaceae. The record is from RefSeq and is a predicted model, not a curated record. The coding region runs from base 1 to 2883 and encodes 960 amino acids. Gene Ontology annotation, molecular function: guanyl-nucleotide exchange factor activity; protein binding. Gene Ontology annotation, cellular component: mating projection tip; nucleus; cytoplasm.